Drosophila ficusphila is the source of this 1802-nucleotide messenger RNA. Its product is annotated as dnaJ homolog subfamily B member 12. The record is from RefSeq and is a predicted model, not a curated record. Gene Ontology annotation, biological process: cellular response to misfolded protein. Gene Ontology annotation, molecular function: Hsp70 protein binding. The transcript is spliced from 7 exons. The coding region runs from base 328 to 1467 and encodes 379 amino acids. Gene Ontology annotation, cellular component: endoplasmic reticulum membrane. NCBI's taxonomy places the organism in Eukaryota, Metazoa, Arthropoda, Insecta, Diptera, Drosophilidae.
UUUUUCGUCAACUGGGUGGCAACUUCUGUGUUUUUCUCGGCUGAUGAAAAAGUUGACCAAUAAAAUCAAUUAAAUUAAAGUUGCAGCAAAUGCUUAAAUUUUUAGUGAAAGUGCGCCUACAUAGAGUAGGAUAAACAUAGUUUUACAACGGAUUACAGAGGCGAAAAUCCGAAUCCCAGCAGGCAUACGUGUGUAUUUGUGCGUAGUCCGUAAACGUCACACACACACGAGGUCCACGCACACAGAGAUAGAGAACGGAGCCCUACUAUUUACUUUGAUCACCACGUAGUAACUAGUUAAAUCUAGUGAUUACGGCUAAUAGGCGACAUGGACGGCAACAAGGACGAGGCACAGCGGUGCAUCGAUUUGGCGGUCCAGGCUCUUGCGGAGGGCAAGAUCGAAAAGGCCGAGAAGUUCCUGCUCAAGGCGGAAAAGCUGUUCCCUACGGAAAAUGCAAAGAAGCUACUGGCCCAGGUUAAAAGCAGUCCAGGCAACGGCACCAAUGGCAAAUCUCGUCCAGCGGCUGCCAGCGAUGAAAAGGACAGCGGUCCUAGAAAACGUGUGAACUCCGACUCGCGUUCCAAUGCCCCAGAUUACACCAACGAUCAAUUAGAGGCUGUGCGUAAGAUCAAAAAAUGUAAGGACUACUACGAAGUAUUGGGCGUGAGCAAAACAGCCACCGACUCUGAGAUCAAGAAGGCCUAUAAGAAGCUAGCUCUGCAACUACAUCCGGAUAAGAACAAGGCUCCAGGAUCGGUUGAAGCCUUUAAAGCCUUGGGCAAUGCUGCCGGUGUUCUUACGGAUGCCGAAAAGCGCAAGAACUAUGACCUUUACGGCAUUAAUGAGUCCCACAAUGGUCAUGGAAAUAACGGAGGUGGUCACCAGGGACAUGGCCAAUACUACAACAACGAGUAUGGAUACUCUCGUGGUUUCCAGGCUGACAUCAGUGCCGAGGAGCUGUUUAAUAUGUUCUUCAACGGUGGAUUCCCCCAGCAAAAUGUCUACAUGCGCCAGCAGCGACGUCGUCAUCAGGCUCGCGAGGAUCGCGAUGGCAACAACUCUUCAGCUUGGAUCAACUUGCUGCCUAUUUUGCUGCUAAUUGGUCUCUCCAUGAUGUCGUCGUUCUUUAUCUCUGAUCCGAUGUACAGCCUGACUCCCUCCCACAAAUAUUCUGUAAAACGUGAGACGAAUGCCUUGAAAAUACCAUAUUACGUGAAGGACAACUUUUAUUCGGAGUAUCAGGGCUCGGUGGCCCGAUUAGAGGAAUCCGUGGAAGAGGACUUUGUCAAUCAUCUGAAACACUCUUGCAGUCGAGAGCGGAAUUAUCGUGACGCAAUGUUGGCCAAGGCGCGUACCUUUGGCGAUCGGGACCUGUACAGAAAGGCACAGAACAUCAACACGCCGUCGUGCGAAAAUCUGCAAAAAAUCACUUUGAGAAAUCAGAUUUUCCCAAGUAACAUAUGGUAGCACGAUCGAUCGGUCGACAAUAUUAUUUCUAUAGAGCAAUCGGCAAAAUGUGAGAGCGAAGCAAACGCAACUGCCAAAAAGUCAUAUAAUACGAGUAUAAGUGGGAGGCUGAGACGAAGGACUACUGUUUUUUCAUUUAGAAAUCGGAUAACUUUAAUUGAUAACACAAAAUGUAAAGGAUACGCAUCAUCACAUACUGCUAGUCUUAUUGUCAACGGCUCUAAGGAUACGAAUGCGUGGGCAGUGGCGAUACUCUGAAUAAAAUUGCAAGUUAUUAUUACACCAAAAUAAAAUCCUUUGCCCACGAAAAGACUUGUUCUGAUGUGGGCUUAAAA